CACAACUGCAGGUGGUUUGUGCGCGGCGCAGGCCGGAGGAGCUCCCUCCCGUCUGUCCCCUCGCCCCAGGAGAGGAGGCCGCCUGCGGCAGACGGACAGCAGGCUAGACAGACGCUCCGUUCCCCGGGCUCACCAUGAACCGGGCUCACCGGCACGGCACGGGCAGUGGCUGCCUGGGCACCAUGGAGGUGAAGAGCAAGUUUGGAGCAGAAUUUCGUCGAUCUCUGGAACGAUCUAAACCUGGAAAAUUUGAAGAGUUUUAUGGAUUACUACAGCAUGUCCAUAAGAUUCCCAAUGUUGAAGUUUUAGUAGGCUAUGCAGACAUUCAUGGAGACUUACUGCCUAUAAAUAAUGAAGAUAACUAUCAUAAAGCUGUUUCAACAGCCAAUCCACUGCUUAGAUUUUUAGUACAAAAAAAAGAAGAAGCUGACUACAGUGCCUUUGGUACAGAUACACUAACAAAGAAGAAGAAUGUCUUGACAAAUGUAUUACGACCUGAUUACCAUAAAAAGAAACCAAACAUAGUUAUUAGUAUGCCACAAGACUUUAGACCAGUGUCUUCCAUUAUAGAUGUGGAUAUUCUCCCAGAAACACAUCGAAGAGUUCGUCUUUAUAAGUACGGAACAGAAAAACCACUAGGAUUCUAUAUCCGAGAUGGCUCUAGUGUAAGAGUCACACCACAUGGCCUAGAAAAAGUACCAGGGAUUUUCAUAUCCCGGCUUGUUCCAGGUGGUCUGGCUCAAAGUACUGGCUUACUUGCAGUUAAUGAUGAGGUUUUAGAAGUUAAUGGAAUAGAAGUUUCAGGAAAAAGUCUUGAUCAAGUUACAGAUAUGAUGAUUGCAAACAGCCGUAACCUGAUUAUAACUGUAAGACCAGCAAACCAGAGAAAUAAUGUUGUCAGGAAUAGUCGGACUUCUGGCAGCUCAGGUCAAUCUACUGAUAACAGCCUUAUCAGUUACUCACCACAUAUUGAGACAAAUUUUGAUCCUAAAGAUGAAGAGAGUGAUGAAGAAGACAUAAUUAUUGAAGAUAAUGGAACGCCCCAGCAGAUACCCAAAGCAGUUCCUAUGGCUGAGAGUUUAGAAUCACUGACACAAAUUGAACUGGGUUUUGAGUCGACUCAGAAUGGUUUUAUUCCUAAUGAUGUGAGUUUACAGCACAUGAGUAGCACAAAGAUGGAUCAUGAGACACAUGCUUCAGAUCAAAAACCACUGGAAGAAGAUGGAACAAUUAUAACAUUAUGAUAUUUGUCAUCUGAGUGGCUUCCUAAAAUGAAGGUGCCAUAGAACUUUAACAUUUGGCUAUUCGAAAGCAUAUGUACCUCUGUACCAGUGACAUAAAGUGUACAUGCAAACAAUAAUGAAGCUUUAAAAUCUUCUGGCUAAUGUAGAUAACUAUUGUGGAUCAGAGGUGAAUUUGAGACUAGAAUUUAAAGGAGCAUUUGAAAGUAAAAUUAUGUACUCUGAUAUUGUCUGUAAGGGAUACUGUUAUAGUAAGGGAGUACGUUUUCAGUACUGCAAGAUUAAUUAGAUCAUUUCCAUUUGAAGUGGUUAUAUAUUUAACCUGCCAUGCAGAGCCCAGUAAAAUUAUUCUGUAUUAAUGCUCUUAGCUACAGUCUUCUUGUUCUGUGAAAAUCUGAUUUUGAAAAUCUGAUUCCACCCCUUUUGGUACCGUUAGGACCAGUUCUCUUUUCUUGGUUUACAGUAUUUUAUGACUGGUUUUUUGCAUUAUGCUUCUUUUGCUCAUUAAAACACAAUGUUUUAUGUUAACUUUCAAAGAAAUAAGAAUAAUCGACAGCUUUCAAAAAUUGUAGACUUUAUGAAACAAAUGAUUCCUGAAGACAUUGAAAUUUUAUGAAAGUUGUUUUAAGAUAGUACUCACACAUACUAUACCUUGUAAAAUUACUGAUGAACUUACUCCAUGUGGUUAUCACCUGAUGUCUUAAGAUUCCCUCUAUUUUUUUUUUUUAAUUUAAAUUUUUGUUUUUGUGGGGCAAUGAGGGUUAAGUGACUUGCCCAGAGUCACACAGCUGGCAAGUGUCAAGUGUCUGAGGCUGGAUUUGAACUCAGGUCCUCCUGAAUCCAAAGCCGGUGCUCUAUCCACUGUACCACCUAGCUCUACUCCCUUAAGAUUCCCUCUAAGACAAUUCCUUUUUACCACUUCUCAUGGAAAAAUAUCUUUUUUUGUUUGGUGUUGGUGUACAUUUGUGCCUUUAAAUGUACUCUAAUGUGAAUUUUUCAUGGGUGUAAUAUGCACUUGGAUUAAGAGAAGAGAACUACGUACAUAUAGGAUGAACUUGUGCACUUUUAUAAAGUUUUUUGGUUUUCAUUUAAUGGUAUUGAUCGCUGGAUUAUAGAAAGUUGCCUAUACUUUAGGACAAACUAUGCGUAGCAAAUGGAGUAUAUUCACAUUAACUUUUAUGAGGAUAUUUAUUGCUUUUAACACAAGCAUCCACAUAGAACUAGUAAUGCUGCUAACUUUCAUUCUUUGCUUAAUUUUUUUGUAUUUAUAAUUGUCAUGUGCAUGAACACUGUAUAUAGAUGUGCAUGUUUCCUUUUACUUAUGACUUAUGAACACAUUUCCCAAACUAAUUAUUUAUUAAUUAACUCUAUGAUGGAAUUAGUGUGAAUGCCUUUAUAACGUGCUAUUAAGAUGAAGAAUUAAACGACUCCAUUUUGAAGGAUUUAUAUAUAGUAAAAUUAUGUGAAGAAUGAAAGUAUUGCUAAAAUACUGAAUACCUAACACAGGAUACAUAAGUGUAUUUUGUUUAUAGUACCACUAAACUAAUACUGACUGCACAGCAUUAUGUAAUAUUAGGUUUUAUACUCAGAGUUGUUUUUAAGUUCACUGGAGUUCUUCCAUUCAUAUUCCACUGUUAUUUUUUUAAAGCAACUUUGGAGUGGAAUAACAAAAAGUUAGUACAUAGAUUGUUCAGUCAUUUUAUAUGUUAAUGGUGCAGGGGUUCAAAUUAAGCUUUUAAAAUAUAAACACUAGCCUUUCACACACUACCUCUUAAUUUUUUAUUUUACAAAGUUAACUUCUUUAAGCUUUUUCUUGGAAAAAUUCAGGACUUCAUAAAUUUUUAAAGAAUCCAAAUUUAGUUUUGUCAAAAAUUUUCUGAAGUUUCCAGAAAAUGGAAAUUCAAAGCUGCUAGCACAUUUUUAUACUAAUUACCUUGUUUAAGGAUAUAGAUAAACUUGAUUUUCAACCAGACUUCUGUAAAUGAAAGAUACAGCAAUUGGAAAAUGAUUUAUUUUUUAAGAAUAUUAUAAAAAUUAUUCUUACAUAAUGACAAUUCAAGUGCAUCUUAAUACAUAGCACACUGUCUGGAUUUAGAAUUAAAGUUAUUUUUCUCCUAUGAUGCUAAAAAAGAUAAACCAAACUGUGAAAUUUAUGUUCUAUAUCUUAACAGAGUUUAGGGGACAGAGUUCUCAUGAGCUGUCAACAAAAUAAUGUACUUUUGUGAAUAUUAUGAAUUUUCUAAUUAAAUUUUACAUGCUUUGUGAUUUUUACAUGAAUGAGAAUUGUAUAAUGUCAGUAUUUUUACUACAACUUUAAUAUAAAAUGUACAUUCAUUCAUAUUUCACUAA
Dromiciops gliroides (monito del monte) is the source of this 3590-nucleotide messenger RNA. It is a transcript of the gene PARD6B, whose product is annotated as par-6 family cell polarity regulator beta. Gene Ontology annotation, biological process: centrosome cycle; establishment or maintenance of cell polarity; regulation of cellular localization. NCBI's taxonomy places the organism in Eukaryota, Metazoa, Chordata, Mammalia, Microbiotheria, Microbiotheriidae. Gene Ontology annotation, molecular function: protein kinase C binding. Gene Ontology annotation, cellular component: apical plasma membrane; nucleus; cell cortex. The record is from RefSeq and is a predicted model, not a curated record.